Molecule: messenger RNA, 777 nt
Organism: Arachis ipaensis
Lineage: Eukaryota; Viridiplantae; Streptophyta; Magnoliopsida; Fabales; Fabaceae
Product: putative glutathione S-transferase
Biological process (GO): glutathione metabolic process
Cellular component (GO): cytoplasm
Molecular function (GO): glutathione transferase activity
Source: RefSeq, a predicted model, not a curated record
CAUAUAUAAUAGUGAAACAUGAGAAGGAAAUAAUUGAAGUGGUAAAUUUGGUGCAACACAAUGGGAAGCGAAGAUGUGAAGCUGUUCAACUUUCAUGCGAGUCCAUUUGGUCAGAGGGUGAUUUGGGCUCUGAAACUAAAGGGUGUUGAUUAUGAGUGCAUAGAAGAAGACAUCUUCAACAAGAGCAACCUCCUCCUUGAGUUGAACCCCGUUCACAAGAAGGUGCCUGUUCUUGUUCAUUGCAACAAACCAAUUGCAGAAUCACUUGUGAUCCUUGAAUACAUCGAUGAAACAUGGAAGCAGUAUCCGUUGAUGCCUCAGAAUCCUUAUCAAAGAGCUCAUGCUCGCUUUUGGGCUAAUUUUGCUGAACAUAAGCUUUUGGUGGCUGCCCGGAUCGCAAGGCUUAGUAGUGAGGAAGAACAGGAAAAGGCUGUGAAUGAGGCAAGGGAAGCAAUGGAGAAGAUAGAAGAAGAAAUUAAGGGGAAGAAAUUCUUUGGAGGGGACAAGAUAGGUUACCUUGACAUUGUAAUUGGAUGGAUCUCUUACUGGAUUCCUGUUUGGGAGGAAGUUGGAUCAAUGAAGAUAUUAGACCCUUUGAAAUUCCCAGCCAUCAAUGCAUGGAUCACCAAUUUCCUCAGCCAUCCUAUCAUCAACGACACUCUGCCCCAAAGAGACAAAAUGGUUGUUUACUACCACAGUCGCAGAAAGGAAGUGUCUCCAUCUUGAUGUCUACACUUGUUCCAUUAUGAAUAAAAGAAUAAACUCUACUUUUCGUCA